AUGGCGACAGAGUGGGAUGACAAGGCCAACGCGUUGUUUCAGGAGCAAAGCAUUGACGAGAUCGCCGCCGCUCAUGGCAAGCUUGUGUACGUCCAAGUUGCUCCAAUUGCCGGUGGCAGCUCAUGUCGUCGCCUGCCACGAGCCUCGCAGGCCUCAUGGUUGUUGUGCUUCUUCAACUCGAUUCCGUCUAGGAAUGAUAUCAACUCCAAGAAACAAGACCUACGUCAGAUGGUCGGGCAACGUUAUCGCGAGCUACUGCAGGCCGCCAAUGAUAUCAAGGACAUGGCUGCAACUUCCGCCCAAACGAUGGCCGGCGUGCAAUUCCUGCAGCAACACUGCGAUCAGUUGCUGGGCACCCCACUGCCCUUUUUCAAUGCCUCAUCCGAGGGAACCAAGCUGCAGCACACCGUUCCCCUUUACGCGCUGGCCGUCCAAGUAAAGCUCCUCCUAAAAGGGCCCGAGAAACGCAACCAAAGUGCUCUACAGCACUUUCCCAUCAUCAAGAGCAGCAGCGCCUCGCUUGGCCGCAUGGACGCGGACAUUGUGCAGCACUUGGAGCGCGUGAUGGAGCAGGGUGGUGUCAAUGCCGAGCGCUUGGUCUCUGCCCUGCUGGCCUGGCAAUGUUGUACACAAUCGACGCCAGACGCAGCCUUGACGCGGUUCCUGAGCCUUCAAACUCAAGGCAUUGUGCUUCGUGCGCAAUCUGCACUUCAAGACGCGACCAUCAAUAGCCGUGAUGCCAUGCAUCGCAUAUCCAUGUCCGUCUUCGAUGCCAUCGACAUCCUGUACCACGUGGUUCUUCGUCCCGAGGACGACGGUGAAACUGCUUCAGACGUCAAAACAGCAGCCGAGCGCUGCGCCAGUCAACUUUUGACUGGCGCCAAAGUCCGCGAUUACAAGGAUUUUAUGGACGUGGCCGAUGUGGCCUCUUACACCUGGAGUGCUGAGCGGGUGGACAAUUACGACUACGGGCUCGUGUCGACCGAGUCGGGACCAGGUUCACAGAACAAAAUGGAUCUGAAGACGAGUUGUAGCUUGGCUGCGCAUGGCUUGUAUGCGGACGUCGCGCAUGCCUUGACUGCCUUUGAAGCCCAGCUCAUGGCCAUUGCCACCGAAUCAGAGGAGAUCUACGCCAACAAACAAAGCGAUGCGGAGACCAUACUUUUGCAACUUCGGGGUGAAUCAAACACUGCCGAUUUGACACAACAACAAGCUCACUGGCACUUUUUGCACGCUGAGGCCCUGCGGUCAGUGACUUUUGCAAUGCCCAUCUUGUACAGCUGCUGCAAGAACGCCCGCUGA
Monosiga brevicollis MX1 is the source of this 1302-nucleotide messenger RNA. RefSeq lists its product as uncharacterized. Gene Ontology annotation, biological process: intra-Golgi vesicle-mediated transport. The record is from RefSeq and is a predicted model, not a curated record. Gene Ontology annotation, cellular component: COG complex; Golgi apparatus. The transcript has 10 exons. Lineage: Eukaryota; Choanoflagellata; Craspedida; Salpingoecidae. Bases 1 to 1302 code for a protein of 433 amino acids.